UCCAUAAAUCUUACUACAACUUUCCUUCCUUCCGCCUUAAGCAUUCAUUACACGUAUCCUUCGCUUUCUUCGUCACUCUCUCUCACGCGCCACCGCCGGGAAAUGGGAAUUUCGUUGAGUAAACGGCAACAACACCACCAGCAUCAGCCUCCACCACCGUCUCUCCCGCAACUUCCGCCGCCGCCGCCGCCACAGCAACCACCAUCAUCUUCAUCCGUUCCCCCAUCUCUCGCGCCGCCGCCGUCAAACCCAAGCUUUUCUUACGGAGCGAACGCACCCUACUCUGCGCCCUCCCAAAACCCUUACUGCUUGAUCCCUGCUCCUUACCCGCCUCACUCAAACGGCCAGUUCAAUUACGGCUACAAUUACCCCAACAGACCUGUGAUCUACCAUAGCAGUUAUCAUCCUCCCUAUUACCUACCUAACGCUUGGUCCGGUUACCGCCCCCCGCAGCAUGUGCCGCCGCCUCUGCCGGCUGUGCCAUAUGUGGAUCACCAGAACGCGAAGAAGAUCAAGAAUGAUAUAAAUGUCCACAAGGAUACUAUAAAGCUGGAAGUGGAUGAGAACAAUAAGGAUUGCCAUUUGGUGUCAUUUGUCUUCGAUGCCUUGGUGGAUGGAAGUAUUUCCAUUUUCUACUUUGCAAAGGGAGGAACCGACUGUACAUACACUCCCGUGUACACUGAGAUAAAGCCAGUGAGAGUACCAUUCCAAAAAGGAUUGGGCCAAAAAUUUUGCCAGCCUUCAGGAACUGGUGUUGACUUGGGCUUCUUUGACAUAAAUGACCUAUCAAAGCCCAUUCCUGGAGAAAAUGCUUUCCCGCUAGUUAUAGUAGCAGAGUCAUGUGCAUCAACUUCAGCGGAUGAACAGCCUAAUGAGCAACAGGCCAACAAACUCCCGAAUGCACAGAUCACGGAGGCUAUUAUAGAGAAGAACAACGAGGACCACUUUCAAGUGAAAGUAAUCAAGCAGAUUUUAUGGGUUGAGGGGGUCCGUUAUGAGCUGCGAGAAAUUUAUGGAAUUAGCAAACCAGAUGAAGAAACCAUCAAUGAUGACUCGGGAAAAGAGUGUGUCAUUUGCAUGACUGAACCGAAGGAUACAGCAGUUUUGCCUUGUAGACAUAUGUGUUUAUGCAGUGAGUGCGCCAAAACUUUGAGGCUUCAAUCAAAUAAGUGCCCAAUAUGCCGCCAACCCAUUGAAGAACUUCUGGAGAUUAAGGUUAACGAAGGUCCUAAUGAAGCUUCGUAGCAUCAAAAUAAGCUCGGAUAUGGCAAGGCAAAAUCUGUGUAUAUGUGUCUGCAAAAGAAUAAUAGUUGGCGUUAGCCCGUUUUCAUCAUAGUUUUGUAACCAGGUGCCUUAUCAAAUUCACCAGGGAUUGUAUAUAAUUUAUGAAUAAGAAAGGUUUUCCAAAUAUCUUCAUAUUCUUUCUGGUUUGACAUCCUUUUGAAACAGUUUCAUCUUUCACCUUGGGCAUGUUUUUCUUAUAAUGUUUGCAUUGAAAUUGUGUGAAA
Ipomoea nil (Japanese morning glory) is the source of this 1508-nucleotide messenger RNA. RefSeq names its product probable E3 ubiquitin-protein ligase LUL4. Lineage: Eukaryota; Viridiplantae; Streptophyta; Magnoliopsida; Solanales; Convolvulaceae. Gene Ontology annotation, molecular function: ubiquitin protein ligase activity. The transcript is spliced from 4 exons. The record is from RefSeq and is a predicted model, not a curated record. Gene Ontology annotation, biological process: protein ubiquitination. The coding region runs from base 103 to 1245 and encodes 380 amino acids.